This is a messenger RNA of Myotis brandtii (Brandt's bat), 2811 nucleotides long. It is a transcript of the gene RASSF9, whose product is annotated as Ras association (RalGDS/AF-6) domain family (N-terminal) member 9. The transcript is spliced from 2 exons. Bases 270 to 1577 code for a protein of 435 amino acids. Gene Ontology annotation, biological process: signal transduction. The record is from RefSeq and is a predicted model, not a curated record. NCBI's taxonomy places the organism in Eukaryota, Metazoa, Chordata, Mammalia, Chiroptera, Vespertilionidae.
UUCCAAAUGCUUUCUUCGAGGCUGAAGCUGGGCAGGUCUCCAAAGGUGCAGCAGCCACAACAAUCCCGCAGUUCAAAGUUAAGCAGCAGUUGCACAACUUCCAGCAGCUCCCUUCGCCUGCUGCUAAUGAGCUGAAAGCCAGGGACAUCUAACGAGGUGAGCAGGAAGCUUCCAGUCCGCCUCCCUUCAUCAGAGACACCGGGCACUUCUGCCUCCCAUCCUCAGAUAACUUUGAGAUUAAGUCCUUGCUCUUCAAUUGCCUGGCGACCAUGGCUCCCUUUGGAAGAAACUUGCUCAAGACUCGGCAUAAAAAUAGAUCUCCAACUAAAGACAUGGAUUCGGAAGAGAAGGAAAUUGUGGUUUGGGUUUGCCAAGAAGAGAAGAUUGUCUGUGGUUUAACUAAACGUACCACCUCGGCUGAUGUCAUUCAGGCUUUGCUGGAAGAACACGAGACUACAUUUGGGGAGAAACGAUUUCUUCUGGGGAAGCCCAAUGAUUACUGCAUCAUAGAAAAGUGGAGGGGCUCGGAACGGGCUCUCCCACCCCUAACUAGAAUCCUGAAGCUUUGGAAAGCAUGGGGGGAUGAGCAGCCCAAUAUGCAAUUCGUUUUGGUUAAAGCCGACGCUUUUCUACCAGUUCCCUUGUGGCGGACAGCUGAAGCCAAAUUAGUACAAAACACAGAAAAACUGUGGGAGCUCAGCCCUGCAAAUUACAUGAAGACGUUACCACCAGAUAAGCAAAAAAGAAUAGUCAGGAAAACAUUCCGGAAACUGGCUAAAAUUAAGCAGGACACAGUUUCCCAUGAUCGAGACAGUAUGGAGACCUUAGUUCAUCUGAUUAUUUCCCAGGACCACACCAUUCAUCAGCAAGUCAAGAGAAUGAAAGAACUGGAUCUGGAAAUUGAAAAGUGUGAGGCUAAGUUCCACCUGGAGCGGGUAGAAAAUAAUGGAGAAAAUUACGUCCAGGAUGCCUAUUUAGUGCCCAGUUUCAGUGACGUGGAGCAGAAGCUAGACUUGCAGUAUGAUGGAAACCAGAUUCUGGAGGGCCUGAGCAAAAGUGACGGAAUCCUGCAGCUGGAGGAACAGCUCGUAUAUUACAGAAUGCUCAUCGAUAAGCUCUCCGCUGAAAUCGAAAAAGAGGUCAAAAGUCUUUGCACGGAGAUACAUGAAGAUGUGGAAGGGGCAGCUGCAAGUGAACUUGAAAGCCUGAAUUUAGAAAGCGUUAAGUGUGAUUUGGAGAAAAGCAUGAAAGCUGGCUUGAAAAUCCACUCUCACUUGAGUGGCAUCCAGAAAGAGAUUAAAUACAGUGACUCACUGCUCCAAAUGAAAGCAAAAGAAUAUGAGCUCCUGGCCAAGGAGUUCAGUUCAGCUCAUAUUAGCAACAAAGAUGGAUGCCAGCUAAAGGAAAGCAGAGGGAAGGAGCCCGAGGCCCCCGGCAGCUGUGGGGAGGUUCCUCCUUCUACUCAAAGACUAUGUAACGUGUACACAAAUGACACAGACUCGGACACUGGCAUCAGCUCCAAUCACAGCCAGGACUCAGAAACCACCGUAGCUGAUGUGGUGCUGUUGUCAACGUAAUUGGAAUGUCUUCUUUCUGACCUACUUUCGUGUUGUUCAUGCUUGUUUAAUUUACCAGGAAACUUUAUUUCAAAUAUUACAUGCUGAAAAAAAAAAGUUAAUCCUGUUAAAAUCUUCACUAGUUAAUAAAAGCUAGAGAAAUGUGUAAGCUUGUUUUUGAUUAAAGAUAUCCAAGGUGACCUCAUUAUUACUAGUUCAAAUGAUGAACUGUUUAUUAGGAAUGCAGCACAAAUAGCUUGCAAUCGUGUAAGAGAAAUGAUUUGAUGGGAGUUAUAACCUCCCAUAACUUCUAUGAGAAAUGAUUUAUUCAGACAUAAAAGAAAUUCUUAAUAUUAGGCAGUCAUAUUAUUCAAGCUACACUCAUGAACAGUUAAAAUGCUGUAAUAGAUUUUUUUGAUGCUGUAUUAUUGAAAUUUUUUUAUCUGUAAAGUACAUGACAGCCACUGUAUUGUAACUGUAUUAAUUCAAAUCUUGAUUCAUCUCAUUGAUACUUAUAAUGUACAUUAUCUUUGUCACUUCCUGAACCCCUCUCUACCUUUCUGGACUUAAACAACAGGAAGUGGGAAGGGCUGCUGGUGGGACAUGUACGAAGACCAGCAGUGGAUCGGAUGGGGGUAUAGAUGAGGAAGGGCCAAGGGCUGCAUGCAACAGCAAUUUUUUUUCUAAAGAAGCCUGAAGUGACUAAGACAUAAGCAUAUGUUUUCUCUAGCUGGCAAUACCAGUCUUCUGAUUACACCAAUGGUCUGUGCACCUUCAUUCUUUGAAGGAGGUAUGGUGUGGGUUACAGAGAAAAUCACAUGGUCAUAGUCCUGUUUGUUUACUUCCUACUAAAGUUGAAGGGAUGCAACUCAGAGUCCUUUGAAUGGGUAAAAUAGAGUCUAUAGGCCAUUUUAUCUGUGAACAUGCAGAGUGCAGAGAGGAACUCACAUGGACAAAAACAUUUAUUCUGCUGUACUGUAAUUCAGAUCAUCUUUGUUGUACUUCAUGUAAGGUGCAAACUAAAAAAAGUACUAGCUCAAUCCCCUACCCCCAAGCAUGCUAGUAAAUAUACAACAAAUAAAAUGAAUUUUUUUUUUACAUCCUGCCUUGACUAACAAUCAUUAUAGUGCCAGACUAUCCUUGGUUUUGCCUGGUUUUUAGUUUAGAAGUUCCUGUCUUUCUCCUGUUUUCUCUCUUUCUCCUCUCACGUCCUUGCUUCUGGCCAGUGAACACGAUAAAUCAUAUGGAAACAAUU